Molecule: messenger RNA, 5922 nt
Organism: Adineta ricciae
Lineage: Eukaryota; Metazoa; Rotifera; Eurotatoria; Adinetida; Adinetidae
Source: the annotation of a GenBank genome assembly
AUGUCAAAAUCAAUCCAUCAUUCUCAUCUAUCCUCAUCAGCAGUACCAACACCUGAUACUGAAAUUCCGAUACUAAUGGAAAGUAACACUGACCAUCGGCGUCAAUCGGCAUUAAGUGAUAGGCGUCUUAAUAACGUUAAUUAUGUUCGACAUGUUCUACGAAGAUUCUUUGGUGGUUCAAAUAAGAAAUCAUCGCCAUUGUCAGGUGUCGAUGAUAGUCCUUAUGAACAAUCACCGACAUGUAGCAUUUAUCCGGAGGAUUCAUUAUCUCCCAUAUUAAUUCAUCCAGCAUUGCAAUAUGAUAAACAUACGAAGUUUUCCGGUGAAUUAUUACUCGAUUGGUUAAUGGUUCAUUUCGAAGGUCGAGGGGAGCCGCCGACAUUAAAACAAGUUUUAACGAAAUGCUGUAAAUGUCUCAUAUCUCUUGGUGUACUUCGAACUGAAACUGAUCAAAACAGCGAUACAUUUCAAACGCAAAACUUGUAUUCUUGGGCAAAUAACGUAGAUGAUGAUGAUGUUGAUGUCAAAUUAUUACCACCGCCGCCAAAGACGAACAAUAGUUUUAAUCGUCAUCUGCACGAAAACAAGGAAAAUAAGCAUAGACCAUCGGCAACAACUACUAUUUUGGAUAUUCUCCGAAACGAAUACGGUUUGCACAUCAAUAGACAUUCGACUGAGCGAAAGACUGUGUCAACGCAAGUUGAUCCAGUCCUCGACAGAGAAAAGAUUGAACAAUCGAUUCAAACCGAUCAACUAGAUCAACCCCUCACUCCAUAUUUCAAGAAAUGUUUGACAUUUAAAUUAAAACCAAUGCCAGUCUCAAUCAUUUCCAAUUCUCAAUCGGAUUGUGAACCGACAUCUCCAUCAACACAUUGUUACGAUGAAAUCACUGUUCGACGAGCCAUGCAUAAAUUACUAUCAUGUGAUAAUAGUAGUGAAACCUCGUCGCCCAUUGAUGAUGAUGUUCAUUCAUCAUCACUCAUCAUUCGUCCUCCAUUAUCAUUUAAAAAUAAUCAUGCUAAAUUUUCAAGUGAGUUAUUGCUUGAAUGGUUAGCAUCUAACUGUGAUGGAAAAGCUCCCACUUCACAAACAUUCCCUCAACAAAUCAAGCCAUGUACAAAUUCGAAUAGUAAUGACAGCACAGACGAUGCCGAACUGCAAAAGGCUGUAAGUUCAGCGGCUUGUAUGAAUGAAUCCAAAUUAGCAGCAAUAUCAGAUCGAAUUCCAAUUACUUCGACGAUUUCAUCACCUUCGUCACAUCAUCAAAAGAUCAAUGAUGAUGUAUGUUCAUUAUUAUCAGAUCUGGUUAUUCAAGUCGAAGAAAAUUUCCAAUCGUCUAAAGUAUCAUCACCUCCCAUAACAAACAAAUCAUCCUCAACGAUACCACCACCUCCACCUUUCUUUGUUGAUACCACAUCAUCUUCAGCGUCGUUGAAUACAAGUGCAGUACCACCGCCGCCCCCACCAUUUCCAGAGUUUUUUGCUCCACCGCCACCAUCAUCUUCCGUUCCAAGUUCAACCGGUCCGCCACCACCACCUCCUCCUCCUCCACCCCCACCUUUUCCCGGUUUUGGAGGACCACCCCCACCUCCACCCGCUCCACCAUUUCCAGGCUUCGGCGGUCCACCACCACCUCCACCAUUUCCAGGCUUCGGCGGUCCACCACCACCUCCACCAUUUCCAGGCUUCGGUGGUCCACCGCCACCUCCACCAUUACCCGGUUUGGGUGUAGUGUCAACGGGCCCUGGUGGUGGACCUCCUCCUCCACCUCCAAUGAUGCCUGCCUUCGGUGGUCCACCACAACUACCACAAUAUUUACGUAAGAAACAGAAAUAUGCUAUCACGGAAUCAGUUAAGAAAGUUCAAUGGAGUAAAAUUAAUCCUCAUACUAUCAAGAAAGAUUCGAUGUGGGUUCACGUCGAUGAGGAAAAGUACAUCAGUGACGAACUAUUUUCGGACAUUCGAAAAAAUUUUGCAAGCAAAGUUGCACCAACUAGACAACCGAUACACGAUCUUGUUGACAAAUCAAAAGAAUUACGUGUACUUGAUUCAAAAGCUGCACAAAACUUUGCUAUUAUGUUCAGUCAACUGAAAACUCCGCCAACGGUAUUUCGUGAAUGGAUGCUAUCAUGUGAUAGUGAAGCAUUAAAAGAUGAUUUUCUCAAACAACUCGAAAAGUAUCUCCCAACAGCUGAAGAAUUAAAGACUUUAUCUGAGUUUAAAAAUGAAAUCAAUGAUUUACAAUAUUCAGAACAAUACAUUUGUGCAAUCGGUGAUAUUAAACGGUUGAAACAACGAUUGAAAACCCUUUUAUUCAAAGCCAGUUACAAAGAAACCGUGGAAGAAACAGAUAAAGCAUUCGUUGAAGUUCGAACAGCUUGUGAUCAUGUUCGACAUUCCAUACGAUUCAAGAAAAUGCUCGAAUUGAUUUUAACUGUUGGAAACUAUAUGAAUUCCAGUGCGAAAUCAUAUGAACCUAUCCAUGGAUUUGACAUCAGUUUCUUACCUAAACUUCAUUCGACCAAAGCCAAUGACGGUCGUCGAUCGUUACUUCAUUUCAUUGUUCAAGCAAUCGAAGACAAACAUCGUGAUUUACUCUCGUUUGCCGAUGAAUUCUACGCGUUAGCGGAUGGAGUCUCAAAAAUUAAUAUCUUGGAAUUACAAAAACAACCGAAGGAUAUCAGUCGGGAAUUGAAAAACGCUCGAGAAGAAUUAACCAUUGCAAAAAAUGCCGAUGAACAAAUUGAAGGAGAUAAAUUUGCCGAAUCAAUCGAAGAUUUUAUUACUCGAGCUGAUGACGAUGUGACACGAUUGGAACAAUUAGAUACAGAAAUGACUCACGCUUAUCAAGACCUAUGCGAUUUCUUGGCGAUCGAUCAGAAAAGUUAUUCACUCACUGAAUUUUUCACGGAUCUCAAAUCAUUUUGCUCGUUUUUUUCGACAUGUCUUCAAGAAGUACGUGCAUGGCGUGAACAGGCUGCGAGAGCUGUUAAAACUUCUCAAAAUUUAAUGUCUACUUCACAAUAUUUUGUCCGUACAUCUUCCCGUCGUUUUCCUGCACGAUAUGAUUCUACCGAAGAUUUCCUCAUGGCAGCUGCUGAAAGUGGUUCAUCGCCAACACGUGGUUCAUCUCCGUGUAUAGCAUAUCGGCGGCAGAUGGAAAUCGAAUGUCCAGAAUGUCAUUCGACAAAAAAACGAAAUCCCAAGAUGAAAUUGAUGGUCAGCAAAUGUGGCCAUUCAUUGUGUGAAACUUGUGUCGAAAAUAAGUUCAGUAAAGGAACAGGCUUUUGUCCCACAUGUAAAGCUGAUUUGAAAAAGAAUGGAUUUCGUUAUCAAAUAUUCGAAGAUCCAUUUGUAGAAUUGGAAAUUGAUAUUCGAAAAAGACUUUUGAAAGAUUUUAAUCGAAAAGAACAAGACUUUGCGUCACUCGAUGCUUACAACGAUUAUUUAGAAAUGGUUGAAACAUACAUAUUCAAUCUCUCGAAUAAAGUCGAUGUCGAAGAAACCGAACGGAAGAUUUUGGAGUAUAAAGAAUCGAAUAAGGAGAUAAUUACAAAAAAUCGUGGUAAAUUGAGUAACGAUGAAAUCUAUAUCGAACAUUUAAUCGAACAAGAACGUGCGGCUGAAGAAAUGCGAAAGCAAAUCUACGAACAGGAACUUCAGAAAGAACAAGAAGCAAAACAACGUGUUAAAGAUGAUCUUAUGAGUGCGCUGCUCCAUACGGAAGGAAAUGUCGAUCAGGUAUUGAAGAAAAGUAUCGAAGAUCUGGAGAAAAAACGGAAAGAAGACGUUCAACCGAUUCUACCGAAUAUGAUCAAGAGAGAAGAAGAUAUUCUAAAUUCAUUAGCUAACGAUCAAAUUCAAUAUAGACUGUUUGAAUACACACCACCAACGUACGAUCAUCAAGGACCGCCUGUUCCUGAUCGAACAGAUCUCGAGCAGCUAGGCUAUUUGGAUAACGUUCGUCAAGAAAGACCAGUCGAACGAGCCGGUGGUUACACGCGAGAAUAUCCAUGCUUACGUGCAAUUCAAGAAGCAUUCGAUAUGUUAUUAUUCAUUGAUCUAAAAUUUGUCAGAAAUAUGCAAUUAACAUUACCUCUAUCAUUGAAAGGUGUAACCGAACUCAAUCGAGAUGAGUUCACUCAAACAAUUCAAGUUCCAUACGUGAAUAUUCCUGGCGAACAUAUUCAUUCGUCGAAAUGGAAAGAUUAUUUACUUACACUACAUUCAUUCAAGAAUGUUCGUGAUCUAGAAGGACGAUUCAAACAAGUUCUAUUCGAUCCUGACAUAAUCAAGACAAAAGAGGGCAUUAUUGAACGCAUUCCAUCGAUCGAAGAGUUUGUCGAACAAUCAUUUGAUUUCACACAAAUUUCAAUCACAUAUGACAAUUAUACCAUUGAACAAGUGAUCAAAGCAAUUAUACCAGACGAUUUAAUAACGGACAAACGAGUUAAUACUGGUUCGGGAUAUAGUAUUAUUGGACAUAUUGCUCAUUUUAAUCUUCGAGAUGAAGUUUUACCGUAUAAACAUAUCAUUGCGCAAGUGAUACUUGAUAAAUUAGUAAACGUUAAAACCGUUGUGAAUAAAUUACAUGAGAUCGAUUCUGUUUAUCGUAAUUUCGAAUUGGAAAUCAUUGCUGGUGAAGCAAAUACCAUUGUGCAAUGUCGAGAAAGUAAAGCAACGUUUCAAUUUGAUUUUGCUAAAGUCUACUGGAACCCUCGUUUGAGUACUGAACGCGAACGUAUUUUUGAAAUUCUUCGUCCAAAUGAUCUCGUUAUCGACGUGUUCGCUGGAGUUGGACCGUUUGUUGUUCCUGCAUCGAUGCUUGGUUGUACUGUUUGUGCGAAUGAUAUUAAUCCUGAAUGCUACAAAUGGAUGCAAGUCAAUUUAAAAAAGAAUCAACCAAAAAAAUCACCGAGAGAAUACCAAAUCUAUAAUCUUGAUGGUCGAGAUUUUCUACAAACAAUUGCAUUACCUCAGAUCGAAACUUGUCAGAAGGAAAGUCUGAAUCAGUCGGAGAAUAUGGCAUCGAAUAAGAAAAUUGUUAUUCUUAUGAACUUACCUGAGCUUGCGCUAACAUUUUUGGACGUUGUUUCUGAAUGGCUAUCGAGAGAUAUUGAAGAAAAACAACAAUGGAUAAUACCAAUUCAUAUCUUCUGUUACACAUUUUCCAGAGUGGAUGAUCGUAUUGAAGACGUCCGAAUACGCUUGAAAACGAUUAUGCCGAAUGUGAAUGACGAUCUUGUAUCUUGUCGAUUCAUGUCUUCGUUGAAUUUAAUCAAAACGAUUCUUAUUGAAGGGAAUAUUGGUGUUGGCAAAUCAACGAUUAUGUCUUAUAUUGCAUCGAAAUAUCCAUCGAAUCUUGUUCAAGUUCAUUGUGAACCUGUUGAGAACUGGAUGGAUAUCAAAGGUUUUGAUCUUCUCAAUGCUCUAUACACGGAAAGUACUCGAUGGACAUUUACAUUCGAAUUAACUGCACUUCUGUCACGAAUUCGAAACCAUAUGAAUUCACGAUCGAAUCAGCAUAUAAACAUCUACGAACGUUCGAUUUUGAGUUGUUUCAACGUAUUCAUCGACCACGAUCGUGAACAAAACUAUUUAAAUGACGUUGAAUAUCGUAUUCUUCAGGAUCAUUACCAAUAUGGUUUGGAGAAAACAAUCGAUCUGUCAUCGACAGCUAUAUUAUACUUCGAUCUAUCACCUAAACAAUGUUAUGAACGAAUUGUUAAACGAUCGAGACAAUCCGAAGCAUCGGUGGACUUAAAACGUCUCGAAGAACUUAAACAUCAUUAUGACAAAUUCAUAAAAAACUUCAAUAUGUGUCCUGUGAAGAUCAUCGAUGCAUCACAAACGAUCGAGCGAACUUGUCAACAAAUUGAUACCUUAUUAAGUGAAAUGAUUACGCCAAACUCAAGUCAAUAA